Messenger RNA from Penicillium paradoxum, 1521 nucleotides. RefSeq names its product CAAX farnesyltransferase subunit beta RAM1. Gene Ontology annotation, biological process: protein farnesylation. The coding region runs from base 1 to 1521 and encodes 506 amino acids. Gene Ontology annotation, cellular component: protein farnesyltransferase complex. The transcript has 6 exons. Gene Ontology annotation, molecular function: protein farnesyltransferase activity. The record is from RefSeq and is a predicted model, not a curated record. Lineage: Eukaryota; Fungi; Ascomycota; Eurotiomycetes; Eurotiales; Aspergillaceae.
AUGCCGCUCAUCGGGAAAACUCGAAAAGUGCGAUUCCCGAACGCGCAAAACUCGGCCAAGAAAAGUACUCGCGCAUCAACCUCAGGACGUCCCAAAACAGACAUGAUUGAGUCCAGCCAAGCACCGCGCCCGGGGAUCCCGGCCUUGUUCACACAGCCGCCGCCCAUCCGUGACCCGCUCAUCACUGAGACAAUCGAUCUGCAGAGCGCGACGUUGGAGAAAUGCCUGCCGUUCCUCAAAGGCAUUCACAGCAGCCAGAAGGAGUUCAAUGACCAUGGCGUGCCUGCCCUCCAGCGUGAUCUUCAUGCAAGUUACCUCUAUGACUCGCUCGAGGAUUAUCCCGAGGGCUUUGUCGCCAUGGACGCAAGCCGCCCGUGGAUCUUGUACUGGGGUUUGGCGGGACUGUCUAUGUGUGAUUGCAACACUCCGGCCGAUGCAGAACCCCACCGGGGGCUUUGGGGCGGCCACGGCCAGACAUCUCAUGUGGCAGGCAGUUAUGCCGCCGUCCUAGCCCUGGCGAUGGUGGGAGGCGAAGAGGCCUUUGCAUUGGUGGAUCGACACGCGAUGAUCCUGUGCGUUGCUGACCCGGGUUUCUGGUUUCCUCGCAGGUGGCAAUGGCUCGGUCGAUUGAAGCAGCCUGAUGGUGGAUUUCGUGUUUGUGAGGGCGGGGAGGAAGAUGUGCGCGGCGCAUACUGCGCUAUGACUCUUAUCUCGCUACUGGACCUGCCGCUGGCGCUGGCCCCUGGAUCCCAAGCGCGGGAAGCGGGAUUGGAAAGUCUGACCAGUGGUCUUCCUGAGUAUCUCUCAAGAUGCCAGACAUUUGAAGGAGGUAUCUCCGGAAGUCCUGGAUCGGAAGCCCAUGGGGCAUACGCCUUUUGUGCACUGGCAUGCCUGUCUAUCUUGGGAGCUCCCGAGGAGAUCUUCAGCAGGUACGAGAAUACUACAGAUCAGAAAGCCCUCUUUGGUGCUCGUAUACUAAUGGUAUAUGGCAGACACAUGGACAUUCCCAUGUUAGUGUCAUGGUUAUCUGCUCGCCAAUCGGCUCCAGAAGGUGGUCUCUCCGGACGGACAAAUAAACUGGUGGAUGGAUGCUACAGUCAUUGGGUCGGUGGAUGUUGGCCAUUGCUCGAGUCCUCUCUGGAUGGAAAACCGGGUAGUACCGAGCCACCAGCCAACAGUCUUUUCAGCCGCGAAGGUCUCACCAGAUACAUUCUUGGAUGCUGUCAAGGUAUCAAUGGUGGUCUCCGUGACAAACCGGGAAAACACGUUGACUCAUACCACACAUGCUAUGUUCUGGCCGGAUUGAGUGCGACUCAGAACCAUCAUUACCGCACAGACUCCAGUCUUUCAAGCGAGAGUUUCUCGUCGUCAUUUUCCUGGAAGUCUUCACCGAGCCGCGUGCCAGAAAACGUCUUCUCAAGGGGUGAUCGCCUGGAACCUAUGCACCCUUUGUACAUGAUCCCACACAAGGCAGCGGAGAAUAUGCGGCUCUGGUCCGAGGCCCACCCCCUCACUCACUAG